Messenger RNA from Ceratotherium simum simum (southern white rhinoceros), 960 nucleotides. Its product is annotated as olfactory receptor 4K2-like. Gene Ontology annotation, molecular function: olfactory receptor activity; G protein-coupled receptor activity. The record is from RefSeq and is a predicted model, not a curated record. Gene Ontology annotation, cellular component: membrane. Gene Ontology annotation, biological process: G protein-coupled receptor signaling pathway. NCBI's taxonomy places the organism in Eukaryota, Metazoa, Chordata, Mammalia, Perissodactyla, Rhinocerotidae.
AUGGAAGGGUUCAACCACUCCAGAGUGUCUGAAUUCAUGUUACUUGGACUUAUUGAUUCUCCUGAGCUCCAGAUUUUCUUCUUUGUGAUGUUUUCCAUUUUCUAUUUAAUGACCAUGUUGGGCAACUGCCUGAUUUUGUUCAUGGUCUUGUCCACCCCACACCUUCACUCCCCCAUGUACUUCCUGCUCAGCAAUCUCUCUCUCAUUGACAUGUGCCUGUCCUCCUUUGCCACUCCAAAAAUGAUCAUGGGCUUCUUUGCUCAGCACAAGACCAUCUCCUUUGAAGGCUGCACUUCUCAGAUCUUCUUUCUGCAUCUCUUCACUGGCACUGAGAUUGUGCUGCUGAUCUCCAUGUCUUUUGACAGGUACAUUGCCAUAUGCAAACCUCUCCAUUAUUCAAUAAUUAUGAGCCAAAGAGUGUGUGUAGGGCUUGUGAUAACAUCUUGGACAGUGGGCUUCCUGCACUCAAUGAGCCAGUUAGCUUUUACCCUCUAUUUGCCAUUCUGUGGUCCAAAUGUUGUAGACAGUUUCUUCUGUGACCUUCCUUUAGUCAUCCAGCUGGCUUGUGUAGAUAUAUAUGUUCUUGGAAUCUUCAUGAUCUCAACCAGUGGUGUGAUUGCUCUUAUAAGUUUUCUGCUUUUGCUCACUUCGUAUAUAAUUGUUCUUGUCACUUUCAAGGAUCUCUCCUCCCCAGGAUCACCUAAGGCUUUUUCCACCUGCACUGCACAUUUCAUAGUUGUGUUAAUGUUCUUUGGACCUUGCAUCUUCAUCUAUGUGUGGCCUUUCACAAACUUCCUGGUGGACAAAGUUCUCUCUGUUUUCUACACCAUCUUCACCCCCUUUCUGAAUCCACUUAUCUAUACUUUGCGAAACCAGGAAGUGAAGACAGCUUUGAAGAAGAAACUAAGUAACCAAUAUUUAAAUCUUGGGAAAACUACUCCAAGAUAUCCAAUGCAAUGA